Messenger RNA from Rosa chinensis, 2174 nucleotides. RefSeq names its product F-box protein CPR1-like. The coding region runs from base 57 to 1676 and encodes 539 amino acids. The record is from RefSeq and is a predicted model, not a curated record. The transcript is spliced from 4 exons. NCBI's taxonomy places the organism in Eukaryota, Viridiplantae, Streptophyta, Magnoliopsida, Rosales, Rosaceae. Gene Ontology annotation, molecular function: protein binding.
CAUAUCAAUUCCUUAGGUUAUCCUCUUUCUCCAUCUUGAAGCUUUACGCUGUACCCAUGAGGAAAACCAAACCAACCAUGAAGAAAACCAAACCAACCAACACUGAGAGGAAUACAGAAGAAGAAAGGCAGGACGAGAAACCUUGCAACAUUCUGCAAUUGCCAGACCACAUAACUCAGGAAAUCUUCCUUCAAAUCCCAUUGAAAUCUCUCAUCCAAUGCAAGUUUGUGUGCAAGUCUUGGCUCCGCUCUCUUUCUAACCCCGACUUCACAGAAACCCUAGUUUUACGAGCGCCCACUUGCCAUUUUCUCCGAGACCAUCACACAAAUAAUCACGUCUUGGCCGACCUGAGAAGCGCCUGGAGCCCAUACAACAUGGUCUUGAAGCUUUCUGACCCCAAUGCCUUAUACAAUAGGGUCAAUAGUUUUUCAUGUUAUUCUGGAAUUAUAGGUUCCAGCAAUGGCUUCCUCUGCUUAUUCCGUCGUAAUAGUAAAAUUGAUGCUCUCCAUUUUAGUAUAUCCAAUCCUAUUACUAGAGAGUCUAUAGCUCUUCCCAUCUUUAAAGCUAGGGAUAAUGAUCCACUUAACUUUGGGUUUGGGUUUAGUCCCAUAAGUCAUGUCUAUAAGGUGGUGCUGUUUGCAGCCUAUGGAAAUAGGGUUCGAAGUAAUAAGUUGAAGGUGAUGGUUUUGACAGUUGGCUCUGGGAUUUGGAGAAGCAUUGGAAAAGUAUCUGUAAAUGCGAUUACCGGAUAUGGGGUCUUUCAUAAUGGAUUUCUUUAUUGGAUUUACAACUGCAGAAAACGUUCUCGUUUUCGUUUCAUACGUGCCUUUGAUGUUGAAAGUGAGCGUUUCAAGAAUUUACCAAUGCCUCCUUCUUCUGUCGACCCAAUUACAACUAUUGCUUACCUAGGAGUGUUAAAUGGUUCACUAUCUUUAAGUUGUCGCCCAUCCGAAACUUUCGAAGUUUGGCUAAUGAAGGAAUAUGGGGGCAAGAAGUUUUGGAUGAAAGAGCUUGAAAUUCGUGACACAAUUCACGAGCCAAUAACGGUAAACGGUGACACAUGCUCCAGUGGUCCUCUAUACAUGCAUUAUUUUGAAGUUCUGAAACUUAUAAAGGGGAAAAACUCUCCGAAAAAAGCUUUAUUGUUAGACAACUCUAGAUUGAGCCUUUAUACCCCUGCAACAAGGUCCCUUGUGAGGGUUCAAAUUGAUGGGAUGCCUUGCAUUGUUAGGAAGGAUGUGGCAGGUGUCCAUAUUCCAAGCUUUGUUUCACCUAAAAACAUUAUCAGAGAUUACAUCUCCAAGCAUCCAGAGGAAGUAGCUGAAACAUCUGAUAUAAGAAUACCAGCAUGGACAACUAGUGUUGUGGGAUGGGGAGAGAACGACGAAAGCGAGGUAGUUGAGAUUCCAAGAGGCCAGCCUACCCCAUGCCUGCCACUCCCAAAGGACCUUAAACAUGUAAGUGCAGCUACAGCUUCCACGCUACUGGAUAUGAUUAGUGGCUUGAAUGCCCUUCUAUUGCAGAAGUGCAUGGUAGGAAAGGAUGAGAUCCAAAGGCUUAGGAAGGAGAAUGAAAAACUCCGUGCAAGUGUAAUGCUGCUUUCGGGAAGGCCAGAUGAUGGUGAAGAUAAUUUUGUAUGUCAUGUUCGUGAGCCACAACCUGAGGAGGAUAACUAGCUAGCUAGGAUGAUUUUCGGGUUGAGUCCUCUGCUGUUAUUAACCUGGAGCCGGCAUGUUUAAUUGUAGUUGUCAACUUUGCUGUUAUUAAUUAAUUGCAGUACUGCACUAGGAACACUUCAGCUACUUUAAUUGUGAUCUUAACAGUUCCCAGUAGGAAAAAUGCAGAGCUUGCACUGGCAACCCUUGAAGAGUUGGCUUUAAGUAAUUGCCUUUCGUUGAGUGUCAGUGCCAUCAAGAUCUCUGCACCCAAACUCUUGAAAUUGACCAUAAGCGAAACCGAUGAAGACACUUACAGGGUUUCUGCAACGAAUCACAUAGAGUAUUGUUAUGAGGGUGUACUCUUCAAUAAGUAUUGCCUAUACAACUCAUCAUCACUCGAAAAGACAUGCAAAUAGCAAGUCAUGGUUUCACAACCAAAUCAAUUCUAGCUCCAUUAGAUAUUCUUGGAUGUAUCCCUAAUGUCAAACUAGCUUUAAUCUUAAGGCCCGUAUGUUU